AUGCGACCGCCCAUCGACCCGCAAAUCGCCAAGUUCGCGCAGAAGAAGAAGGACUGGCUGCGACAGCAGCGCCAGCGAUUUGGCGAGAAACGGAAGGCUGGGUUUGUUGAGACCCAAAAAGCAGACUUGCCACCAGAGCACCUGCGCAAGGUCUUCCGAGAUAUCGGCGAUGUGUCACAGAAGAAGUUCACAACCGACAAGCGAAGCUAUCUCGGUGCGCUGAAGUUCAUGCCCCACGCGGUUCUGAAACUCCUCGAGAACAUGCCGAUGCCGUGGGAGAGCAGGCGAGACGUCAAGGUCCUGUACCACACCAAUGGCUGCUUGACGCUAGUGAACGAAGUUCCUCGCGUCAUCGAGCCGGUAUUCCAUGCGCAGUGGGCGGCCAUGUGGCUAGCCAUGAGAAAGGAGAAGAGCGACCGCCGACAUUUCAAGCGCAUGCGAUUCCCGCCAUUCGACGACGAAGAGCCACCGCUGUCCUACUCGGAGAACAUCGAAGACGUGGAACCUCUGGAACCAAUACAGUUAGAGCUUGACGAAGACGAAGACGGGCCGGUCUACGAGUGGUUCUAUGAUCAUCGAGCCCUUCUCGAUACACCACACAUCAAUGGACCGAGCUACGAGAAGUGGAACUUGGACUUGCCCCAGAUGGCCACCUUGUACCGCCUGAGUCGACAACUUCUCAGCGACACCGUGGACAAGAACUACUUUCAUAUGUUCGAUAUGAACAGCUUUCAGACGGCAAAGGCACUGAAUGUGGCGAUACCUGGAGGACCCCGCUUUGAGCCGCUCUACAAGGACAUCGAUCCAAAUGACGAGGACUUUGGCGAGUUCAAUGCCAUCGACCGCAUCAUCUUCCGUGCCCCGAUCCGGACCGAGUACCGCGUCUCAUACCCAUUCCUCUACAACUCGCUACCACGAAGUGUCAAGCUAGCUUGGUACUCCCAUCCGCAGGUUGUCUACAUUCGAGCAGAAGACCCGAGUCUUCCUGCCUACUACUUCGAUCCUAUCAUUAACCCCAUCUCAUCGCGAGCCGUGGCACCAAAGAACAUAUCUGUACCCCACGAGGACCAGGUUUUCGGCCAUGGAAACGAUGAGGAUGAUGAGGACGACUUUCAGCUACCGGACGAGGUGGAACCAUUCAUGGCUGAUGAAGAGCUCUCGACCCCUGAGACCGCCUCAGCAAUCGCGCUAUGGUGGGCACCACAUCCAUUCGAUAAGCGAUCAGGACGAAUGGUGCGGGCACAGGACGUCCCUCUAGUCAAGCAAUGGUACCUUGAACACGUGCCUGCGGGUCAGCCUGUGAAGGUCCGGGUCUCGUAUCAGAAGCUGCUGAAGACUUUUGUUUUGAACGAGCUUCACAAGAAGCCGCCACAGGCACAAAACAAGCAGGAUCUCAUGAAGACCCUCAAGAGCACGAAGUUCUUCCAGCAAACCAAGAUCGAUUGGGUUGAGGCGGGUCUGCAGGUCUGCCGACAAGGCUACAAUAUGCUCAAUUUGCUCAUUCACCGAAAGAACCUCACAUACUUGCAUCUUGACUACAACUUCAACUUGAAGCCUGUCAAGACGCUCACCACCAAGGAGCGAAAGAAGUCACGCUUCGGAAACGCGUUCCAUCUCAUGCGAGAAAUCCUUAGAUUGACCAAGCUCAUCGUUGAUGCACAGGUCCAAUAUCGUCUGGGUAACAUCGAUGCCUUUCAACUCGCUGAUGGCAUACUCUACGCCUUCAACCACGUUGGUCAACUGACCGGCAUGUAUCGAUACAAGUACAAGCUGAUGCACCAGAUUCGGUCAUGCAAGGAUCUGAAGCAUCUUAUCUAUUAUCGGUUCAACUCUGGGCCUGUCGGUAAGGGCCCUGGUUGCGGUUUCUGGGCUCCCGCGUGGAGGGUCUGGCUGUUCUUUAUGCGAGGUAUCAUUCCUCUGCUAGAGCGCUGGCUUGGUAACCUCCUUUCCCGCCAAUUCGAGGGUAGGCAUAGUAAGGGUGUCGCCAAGACUGUGACCAAACAGCGAGUAGAGUCCCACUUCGACCUGGAACUCCGCGCUGCCGUUAUGAGUGAUCUAAUGGAUAUGAUGCCCGAGGGUAUCAAGCAGAAUAAAGUCAAUACGGUCCUGCAGCAUUUGUCAGAAGCAUGGCGAUGCUGGAAGAGCAAUAUCCCGUGGAAGGUUCCCGGCCUACCAGCACCUAUCGAGAAUAUCAUUCUAAGAUAUGUCAAGAGCAAGGCAGAUUGGUGGAUCUCAGUUGCACACUACAACCGUGAGCGCAUCCGACGAGGCGCUACUGUAGACAAGACUGUGGCGAAGAAGAACUUGGGGCGACUGACAAGACUGUGGCUCAAGGCCGAGCAAGAGCGUCAGCACAACUACAUGAAGGACGGCCCAUACGUCUCAUCUGAAGAGGCUGUCGCCAUAUACACGACGAUGGUGCAUUGGCUCGAAGCAAGGAAGUUCCAACCGAUACCCUUCCCGAGUGUAUCGUACAAACACGACACGAAGAUUCUCAUUCUUGCUUUGGAGCGACUGAGGGAAGCUUACUCUGUCAAAGGCCGACUCAACCAGAGCCAGCGUGAGGAGCUAGCUUUGAUCGAGCAAGCUUAUGACUCUCCAGGAACGACACUGGCUCGCAUCAAGCGCUUCCUGCUCACGCAACGCGCCUUCAAGGAAGUCGGCAUCGACAUGAAUGACAACUACAGCAACAUCAACCCCGUCUACGACAUCGAACCCAUGGAGAAGAUUACAGAUGCCUAUCUCGAUCAGUAUCUGUGGUAUCAAGCUGAUCAGCGCCAUUUGUUUCCUGCUUGGAUCAAGCCCUCCGAUUCAGAAGUCCCCCCUCUUCUCACGUACAAGUGGGCACAAGGUAUUAACAACCUCGACAAGGUCUGGGAAUCUGACAAUGGCGAGUGUAACGUCAUGAUCGAGACGCAAUUGUCGAAAGUCUAUGAGAAGAUCGAUCUUACGAUGCUCAACCGCCUGCUACGACUUAUCAUGGACCACAACUUAGCAGACUACAUCACUGCAAAGAACAAUGUCCAGCUCAACUACAAGGAUAUGAACCACGUCAACGCCUAUGGCAUGAUUCGUGGAUUACAAUUCUCGGGCUUUGUGUUCCAGUUCUACGGACUCGUGCUCGACAUUCUACUGUUAGGCUUGCAGCGCGCCAAUGAAAUUGCUGGCACGCCUGACAGCCCGAAUGAUUUUCUUCAGUUCAAGGACAAGGAGGCGGAGGUUCGUCAUCCAAUCCGACUCUACACGCGAUACAUCGACCGUAUCUGGGUGUUCUUCAGGUUCACUGCCGACGAAUCUCGAGACUUGAUUCAACGCUUCCUAACAGAGAACCCGGAUCCUAAUUUCGAGAACGUCAUCGGAUACAAGAACAAGAAGUGCUGGCCUCGUGAUUCGAGAAUGCGCUUGAUGCGCCACGAUGUCAACCUUGGUCGCGCAGUCUUCUGGGACCUCAAGAACCGUUUGCCACGCUCGGUCACGACGAUUGAGUGGGACGAUACCUUUGCCAGUGUUUACAGUCGCGACAACCCCAAUCUACUCUUCUCAAUGUCAGGUUUCGAGGUUCGUAUAUUGCCAAAGAUCCGUAAUCUGGCAGGCGAAUUCCCUGUGAAGGACAGCGUGUGGUCUCUCGUCGACAACUCCACAAAAGAGCGAACUGCGGAUGCGUUCUUGCAAGUGACCGAGGAGGACAUCCAGAAGUUCAACAAUCGUAUUCGACAGAUUCUGAUGUCUUCCGGAUCGACCACGUUUACGAAGAUUGCUAAUAAAUGGAACACGACCCUUAUCGCCCUCUUCACCUAUUACCGUGAAGCCGCAGUGUCGACGGUCAACCUACUUGACACCAUCGUCAAGUGUGAGACCAAAAUCCAGACCCGUGUCAAGAUUGGGCUGAACUCCAAGAUGCCUUCGCGUUUCCCUCCUGCUGUCUUCUACACUCCCAAGGAGCUUGGUGGUCUUGGUAUGAUCUCUGGGUCCCACAUUCUCAUACCCACAAGCGAUAAGCGUUGGUCGAAGCAAACCGACACUGGUGUAACGCACUACCGUGCCGGUAUGUCCCAUGACGAGGAGACACUGAUUCCUAACAUCUUCCGCUACAUCAUUCCUUGGGAAUCCGAGUUCGUAGACUCACAGCGCGUAUGGAUGGAGUACUCACAGAAACGCCAAGAAGCGCAGCAGCAGAAUCGACGACUGACGCUUGAGGAUUUGGAGGACAGCUGGGAUCGAGGUCUUCCUCGUAUUAACACGCUGUUCCAAAAGGACCGUAGUACACUCAGUUUUGACAAGGGCUUCCGAGCUAGGACCGAAUUCAAGAUUUACCAGCAUAUGAAGAGCAACCCCUUUUGGUGGACUAGCCAGCGACACGACGGAAAGCUGUGGAACCUCAACGCGUAUCGUACGGAUGUUAUUCAGGCUCUUGGUGGUGUUGAAACCAUUCUCGAGCAUACAUUGUUCAAAGCAACGGCAUUCCCUUCCUGGGAGGGUCUCUUCUGGGAGAAAGCUUCUGGUUUCGAAGAAUCGAUGAAGUUCAAGAAGCUCACCAACGCCCAGCGAUCCGGUCUUAAUCAAAUUCCCAACCGUCGUUUUACACUCUGGUGGUCUCCAACCAUCAAUCGAGCCAACGUCUACGUUGGUUUCCAGGUCCAGCUCGACCUCACAGGCAUAUUCUUGCAUGGAAAGAUCCCCACUCUCAAGAUCUCGCUUAUCCAGAUUUUCCGAGCCCAUUUGUGGCAGAAGAUCCACGAGUCGGUUGUUAUGGAUCUGUGCCAAGUCUUCGACCAGGAACUCGAAGCUCUCGGCAUUGAGACGGUGCAGAAGGAGACGAUCCAUCCUCGAAAGUCGUACAAGAUGAACAGCUCCUGCGCUGACAUCUUGCUCUUCGCCAGCCACAAGUGGAGUGUUUCGCCGCCGUCGAUGUUGUACGACACCAAGGAUACCAUGAGCGCCACUACCACAAACAAGUUCUGGGUCGAUGUUCAGUUACGCUAUGGCGAUUACGACUCGCACGAUAUCGAGCGCUACGUUCGAGCCAAGUAUCUCGACUACACUCAGGAUAGCAUGAGCAUAUAUCCUUCCGCUACUGGUCUCAUGAUCGGCAUCGACCUGGCAUACAACCUGUACUCAGCAUAUGGACAGUAUUUCCCUGGUCUCAAGCAGCUCAUUCAGCAGGCCAUGGCCAAGGUCAUGAAGGCCAACCCAGCUCUCUACGUCCUCCGUGAGCGUAUCCGCAAGGGCCUUCAGCUGUACGCUUCUGAAAGCUCCCAGGAGUUCCUCAACUCUCAGAACUACUCCGAGCUUUUUAGCAAUCAGAUCCAGCUGUUCAUCGACGACACCAACGUCUACCGUGUGACGAUUCACAAGACUUUUGAGGGUAACUUGACUACGAAGCCCAUCAACGGUGCGAUUUUUAUCUUCAACCCUCGUACUGGACAGCUGUUCUUGAAGAUCAUUCACACGAGCGUCUGGGCAGGUCAGAAGCGUCUUGGUCAACUCGCGAAGUGGAAGACUGCAGAGGAAGUCGCAGCUCUCAUUCGAUCCCUGCCUGUGGAAGAGCAACCGAAGCAACUGAUCGUCACGCGCAAGGGUCUAUUGGAUCCUCUUGAAGUCCAUUUGCUCGACUUCCCUAAUAUUUCGAUCCGUGCGUCUGAGCUCCAACUACCCUUUCAAGCGGCUAUGAAGGUUGAAAAGCUUGGUGACAUGAUUCUCCGAGCGACUGGACCCCAGAUGGUUCUCUUCAACUUGUACGACGAGUGGCUGAAGACGAUUUCCUCUUACACUGCCUUCUCACGUCUCAUCCUCAUCUUGCGCGCGCUCCAUGUCAACCAGGAUAAGACGAAGCUGCUUCUGCGCCCCGACAAGACCGUCAUCACCCAGGAGCAUCACAUCUGGCCCACACUAGCGGAUGAGGACUGGAUCAAGGUCGAAGUCCAGCUUCGAGAUCUCAUUCUCAAUGACUAUGGCAAGAAGAACAACGUUAACACCUCGUCGCUCACGAGCAGUGAAGUGCGUGACAUCAUCCUGGGUAUGGAGAUAUCAGCACCUUCGAUGCAGCGCCAGCAGGCUGCCGAGAUCGACAAGCAGCAAGAAGAGCAGCAGCAGUUGACUGCUGUCACCACCAAGACCAUGAACGUGCAUGGAGAGGAGAUGGUGGUUACGACAACCUCACAAUACGAGCAAGCAUCCUUCGCUUCGAAGACCGAGUGGCGGACGAGGGCAGUAGCAACCUCAAAUCUGCGUACCCGUGCGAACAACAUCUACAUCAACUCAGAAGACGUCAAGGUAGAUGAGCAAUUCACCUACGUCAUGCCCAAGAACGUGCUCAAGCGCUUCAUCACCAUCGCCGACCUCCGCGUCCAAGUUGCAGGGUACCUCUACGGCAGGUCGCCUCCAGACAACAACCAAAUCAAGGAGGUCUGCACCAUUGUCAUGAUCCCCCAAGUCGGCAACACGCGCGAUGUGCAACUGCCCAAGCAGCUGCCGCAGCACGAGUACCUCGACAACCUCGAGCCACUCGGAAUCAUCCACACUGUGAGCGGAAACGAGCCACCUUACAUGCAGGCUAGCGAUGUCACACAGCACGCACGCUUGAUGAAUGCACACGCUAGCUGGGACAAGAAGACUGUUUCCAUGACCGUGUCUUUCACCCCAGGCUCUGUCUCGCUGGCUGCGUGGGCCCUCACGCCCAAUGGCUAUAAGUGGGGCGCGGACAACAAGGAUACCAUGUCUGAUAACCCCACUGGCUUCAGCACAUCGUUUGGCGAGAAGUGCCAGCUCCUACUGUCCGACAAGAUUCGAGGUUACUUCUUAGUGCCCGAUAACGGUAUUUGGAACUACAGCUUCAUGGGCAGCACGUUCGGCACGGUAGAGAAGAAACCAGUACACGUACGACUUGAUACUCCAGUCAGGUUUUACGAUAGUGCGCAUAGACCACUACAUUUCCAAAACUUUGCCGAGUUGGAGGAUGUUUGGGUUGAUCGGGAUAAUCAGUUUGAGUAG
Messenger RNA from Cucurbitaria berberidis CBS 394.84, 6990 nucleotides. Its product is annotated as PROCN-domain-containing protein. Gene Ontology annotation, molecular function: U1 snRNA binding; U6 snRNA binding; pre-mRNA intronic binding. Gene Ontology annotation, biological process: mRNA splicing, via spliceosome; spliceosomal tri-snRNP complex assembly. Gene Ontology annotation, cellular component: catalytic step 2 spliceosome; U5 snRNP. The transcript is spliced from 2 exons. The record is from RefSeq and is a predicted model, not a curated record. NCBI's taxonomy places the organism in Eukaryota, Fungi, Ascomycota, Dothideomycetes, Pleosporales, Cucurbitariaceae. The coding region runs from base 1 to 6990 and encodes 2329 amino acids.